AUCUACGGCGUGAACACUGGGUUCGGUGGUAGUGCAGAUACGAGGACGAAGGAUACAUGGGGUCUACAGGCGUCGCUUAUUAGGCACCUUAAUGUCGGCGCAUUGGAGGGUGGGAAGUUGGAUGCAGCGGACGUCAGAGCAGCAAUGUGCAUUCGCGUCUCGUCCGCUCUUCAUGGCGCUAGUGCGGUCCGUUGGUCGACAGUUCAGGUGAUGGAGACAAUGCUCAAUGCCGGGGUUACGCCUGUCAUCCCCCUUCGAGGCUCUAUCUCAGCAAGUGGUGAUCUUAUCCCGCUGAGCUACAUCGCUGCUGCUCUGACUGGGAAGAAUGGCUCGUUCUGUGAUGUCCGUGGGAAGUCGGAUCCGGUGCCUUCCUCAGACGCUUUGGCGGCGUUGAAUGCUGGGCCCUUGACGCUGAGUCCGAAGGAAGGCCUUGCUAUUGUCAAUGGG
Molecule: messenger RNA, 447 nt
Organism: Saitoella complicata NRRL Y-17804
Lineage: Eukaryota; Fungi; Ascomycota; Saitoellomycetes; Saitoellales; Saitoellaceae
Product: Phenylalanine/histidine ammonia-lyase
Exons: 1
Molecular function (GO): ammonia-lyase activity
Source: RefSeq, a predicted model, not a curated record